This is a messenger RNA of Varanus komodoensis (Komodo dragon), 939 nucleotides long. RefSeq names its product olfactory receptor 6N1-like. Gene Ontology annotation, biological process: G protein-coupled receptor signaling pathway. The transcript has a single exon. The record is from RefSeq and is a predicted model, not a curated record. Gene Ontology annotation, cellular component: membrane. Gene Ontology annotation, molecular function: olfactory receptor activity; G protein-coupled receptor activity. NCBI's taxonomy places the organism in Eukaryota, Metazoa, Chordata, Lepidosauria, Squamata, Varanidae. Bases 1 to 939 code for a protein of 312 amino acids.
AUGACUUCAGAAAACCAAACUUCUAAGAAUGAAUUCAUCCUCCUAGGCUUCUCCAACACUGCUGGACUCCAGAUUUUUCUUCUUGUACUCUUCCUGUUGGCCUACAUCUUAACCAUAAGUGGGAAUGUCACAAUAAUCACCAUUGUCCAGCUUCAUCAGCAGCUCCAAAUCCCCAUGUAUUUAUUCCUUAGCCACUUAUCCUUGAUGGAAAUAGGACACAUGACAAAUACCAUCCCAAAAAUGAUGGUUGACUUCUUAAAGGACAAAAAGAUUAUCAGCCCCAUUGGUUGCUUCACACAGCUUUAUUUCAACCUCUUUCUGGGGCUUACAGAGAACUUCCUCUUGGUAAUGAUGGCCUAUGACCGCUAUCUAGCCAUUUGCAACCCUAUGAAUUACACUACCAUAAUGAGCAGUCGAGUUUGCAGGUUCUUGAUCCUUGGAUGUUGGUUUGGAGGGUUGCUUGCCCCAUUGCCCCCAACCAUUGUUCUUUUUAGGCUUGAUUUCUGUGGGCCCAAUGUGAUCAACCAUUUCUUUUGUGAUCUAGCCCCAGUACUGAUUCUUCCAUGUGGUGACAAAUCGUUCAUUGAAUUUGCCUUCUUCAUGUGUAUUUCUUCCAUGGUCUUGGGUUGCUUUCUUGUGAUAACAGCAUCGUACGUCAAAAUCAUUGUAACUGUAUUGAAGAUGCCAUCCACUGGAAGAAGACAUAAAGCAAUCUCCACUUGUACAGCCCAUGUUAGUGUAGUAUUAAUAUAUUAUUGCUCAGUCAUCUAUAUGUAUGUGAGGCCUUCAGUGAGGGACAUUCAUGAUUCGGACAAAGUAGUGUCUGUGUUCUACUGUGUGGUGACACCAUUUCUGAACCCUUUCAUCUAUAGCUUGAGAAAUGCCAAGGUCCAUGAGGCAUUCAAAAACAUAAUAGCAAGAAGGAGAAUUUCCUAUUAA